This is a messenger RNA of Magnusiomyces paraingens, 357 nucleotides long. RefSeq lists its product as uncharacterized. Bases 1 to 357 code for a protein of 118 amino acids. Gene Ontology annotation, cellular component: cytoplasm. Gene Ontology annotation, molecular function: glutathione disulfide oxidoreductase activity. Lineage: Eukaryota; Fungi; Ascomycota; Dipodascomycetes; Dipodascales; Dipodascaceae. Gene Ontology annotation, biological process: cellular response to oxidative stress. The record is from RefSeq and is a predicted model, not a curated record. The transcript is spliced from 3 exons.
AUGUUGAAACUUUACAGAGGCAUUUCUACGGUUGCUGCUGCUGUUCCAGGCCGUUUGAUUGUGGCUUUAGAUGGCCCAGAUAUCAAAAAGGGCCUUGAUGGACUUAUUAAAUCAAACCCAGUGUUUAUGGCCUCAAAAAGCUACUGUCCAUAUUGCUCAAGAGCAAAAACUAUACUUGAUCUUUUACGUGUUGAAUAUGCCUAUAUUGAACUAGACCAUAUGAUCCCUAGCGUAUUUAUCGGGACUCGCCACGUGGGUGGGAGCUCCGAUUUGGCUCAACUUAGUGAAGAUGACAAACUCCGAGGACUACUUGAGAAGGCAGGAGCCCGGUUUCUUCCAGCUCAGUCUAAGAUUUAA